Molecule: messenger RNA, 372 nt
Organism: Meloidogyne enterolobii
Lineage: Eukaryota; Metazoa; Nematoda; Chromadorea; Rhabditida; Meloidogynidae
Source: the annotation of a GenBank genome assembly
AUGCAAAAUGGAGGCAAUGUUGGGCAAGUGCUUGAGCGAUUGAUCAAAGGAGUUAAGGCGAUUGAGACAAAAGUCCCGUUCUCUCGUGAUGAUCGUCUUGGGUGGCUUACUUUUUGCCCUUCUAACUUGGGAACAACUGUUCGUGCCUCCGUACAUAUCAAAUUGCCGAAGAUUAGCGCUAAACCAGAUUUCAAAAAGAUCUGUGAUGAGAUGAAGUUGCAAAUUCGGGGUAUUCACGGUGAGCAUUCGGAGACUGAGGGUGGCGUCUACGACAUCUCUAACAAAGCUCGCCUUGGGCUUACCGAAUUUGAGGCUGUCAAGCAGAUGUACGACGGUGUGAAGAAGUUGAUUGAACUUGAGAAAGCUGCCUAA